Molecule: messenger RNA, 849 nt
Organism: Hyphopichia burtonii NRRL Y-1933
Lineage: Eukaryota; Fungi; Ascomycota; Pichiomycetes; Serinales; Debaryomycetaceae
Gene: YAH1
Product: adrenodoxin
Exons: 1
Coding region: 156-674 (172 amino acids)
Biological process (GO): positive regulation of oxidoreductase activity; P450-containing electron transport chain
Cellular component (GO): mitochondrion
Molecular function (GO): 2 iron, 2 sulfur cluster binding
Source: RefSeq, a predicted model, not a curated record
CCGCAUCUCAGCCAGUCGAACGAAAAAAAACAAGCUUAAGUUAAAUGAAGAAAAAAAAAAAAAUUUCAACAGAUUUAGUGCUUAUCGGAGUCAACUACUCUUCUUCUCCGUUUAAGUUCCAGGGACCAGUUAGGUUGAUUGUUGAAAUCCACAUCAUGUUUAGAUCUAUAGCUAGUCAAACGCUUGUCAGGUCAUCUUUUAGAACCUAUGCCAACGGUAUUCCCGCCUUGCGAUCAAUUAGACCCCAAAAUAUAAGUCCCAGAUCCAUAAGACUGUUCCAUCAAUCGUUUAUAAAUUAUCAUGGUCAUAUACAUAAACCCAAACCGGGAGAAGAGCUCCAUGUUACUUUCAUCACUAAGGAUGGCAAACAACACGAGUUUGAGGUUGCCGAAGGCGAUAACAUUCUAGAUAUCGCUCAGGCCUACAAUUUGGACAUGGAAGGUGCUUGUGGUGGAUCUUGUGCUUGCUCCACUUGUCAUGUCAUUAUUGAUCCUGAAUUCUACGAUGAAAUUCCAGAACCAGAUGAUGAUGAAAACGAUAUGUUGGAUUUGGCCUUCGGGUUAACCGAAACGUCCCGAUUAGGCUGCCAAAUUGUCAUGACCAAGGAAUUGGACGGUAUCAGAGUUGCAUUACCUGCAAUGACCCGUAACUUACAAUCCAAAGAUUUUAACUAAUCUACUUAAUUUAUUCUUAAUCUUGAAGAAAAACCAGAUGAAAUGAAAAAGACUUAUUUAUGUCCAAUUAUGCCUAAGGUUAUUUGCCUUCUUUGCUUAUUACCCUUGACCAUCGUGGAUAAGCUUGUAUAUAUGUAUAUAGCUCUCGUCUCAACAUGCACAUCCCUAAUACUGU